Messenger RNA from Acaromyces ingoldii, 873 nucleotides. RefSeq lists its product as hypothetical. The transcript has a single exon. The coding region runs from base 358 to 828 and encodes 156 amino acids. NCBI's taxonomy places the organism in Eukaryota, Fungi, Basidiomycota, Exobasidiomycetes, Exobasidiales, Cryptobasidiaceae. The record is from RefSeq and is a predicted model, not a curated record.
GAUUGGACAGGCUCGCGCAAAGGCACUAGGCCAGCGAAUGCAAAACGCGCCGGGCUAGCCUGACACCCCGCAGUUUAGCUUGGUGCAAGAAGCGUAGCAAAAGAUAGAAUGAUCAUUUUCGUUUAGAGCCCCGAAUGGGUUUGAUUGUAUGACUACUGUGCGCGUUUAGCCGCAAGGUUUAUUGGGUACAAAGACUGCGUUCCUCCGCUGCUGGCCCAGUACUGCUGGGGUGCCAGAAUAACGCUCAAAAUCGAGCAAGGCCAUUUUCGUCAUAGCCGCUGGUCUCAGGUCGCUGUCUCAAAACGCCAAGUCUUAGCAGGGGCCGACCAGUGAGACUGAGGAACAAUACAAUACAAUAUGCACUGUUUAAAUAGCUUUGUUUUCCCUCACAGUGUGUCGGGCCAGGGACAAUAUACUGAACGCAAAGAGAGACGAAAAAAGAAGAGCCAAAAUAAAAGAAAGAGCAAAGACGUUUCUAGUCGGGGGUCUGGACUCUUAUUGUCGAAGAAUGGAGACACUGUACCAUGUGUACGGCUCGCCCUAACCUCCGAGGUGGCCGUUUGCGCUGGAAGCAGGCUUACCGACCCUACUGAGAGAAAGAGGAGGAGUUGGAGGCAUCAGGCCAUCAGGGAUCGAGCCGCUCAUCAUUGCCACUGCCGGAACAACAGCGCCGUGACGCAGCUAGUAAAAAAGGUCCGUCCAUCGCUUAAUUGUUACUCUCCGUUUCUGGACAGUCCGUUGGUUGUGACUUGUACGGCGCCCUGUUUUAAAAUUGAGACAACUCUCUUGGUAUAUGCCUGCAUCCUUCUUGGCUGCCGAUCUGCUUAGCGGCUGACGACGGGCAUCAUUGCCAUUUUGUAUUGUCGAUUGAAG